Molecule: messenger RNA, 2072 nt
Organism: Macrosteles quadrilineatus (aster leafhopper)
Lineage: Eukaryota; Metazoa; Arthropoda; Insecta; Hemiptera; Cicadellidae
Exons: 10
Coding region: 149-1768 (539 amino acids)
Source: RefSeq, a predicted model, not a curated record
GGUUACGUCCAUAGCCGUAGGUUGGUUUAGCGCAAACGUCAAUUCGGUGCGGGAUUCGUUGUGUUCGGUGUGUCGUCUGGGUGUUGUUUGGAUUUUACCGAGUACAAAAUCAUUUAUCAGACUAUUGUGGAUAAAUAUAUGAAAGAAGAUGACUGAUCUUCUGAUACAAACAGCAUCAAGUAGUCCUCCACCCAGAAGUGAUUCCUUCAGGUAUGGACUGAGAGAAGGAUGCCGGAGCCCUGUUAUAGCACGAUAUUCAAGUUACGAGGAUCGCCCAUCUGGACUCGGCCUCUCUGAUUUGAAACAUAGCAAAAGUGAUGACCUUGUUCUACAAUGCGCCCCAGCAACCACUGGGGAAAUGCAUCACGGGAUAAGUGAUGCAGCUCUUCAGAUUCAGAAAGAAGCAUGUGUUGUGUACGAUGAUGAUUUGGCAGUGUCUCCGAGUGUUUUGCCAAAAAGUUUGCCAGUUUAUUACAGUGACAGUGAAACUAGUAAUGCUGCAAAGUGCUCUUCCAUGGAUAAACCCGUCCUGAAAAUCACAGGGGACUUUGGUGGUGAAGGUUCUUCAAGGAGAUCGAGUCGUCAUAUUGGCCUCUACGAUAGGCUGGACCCAGAAGACAGCAUUAGGGACAUCAUCUCAGAAAAUGAUUUUUAUAGAUUUGUGCUGUUCAAGAGACACUACGAGAAGUAUUUGGAUAUAUCCCAGAAGUACGAGGAAGCGAGGAACAUUGCUUACUACUUGGAAGAAAAAUACCACGAAAUUAAGGCGGAGAGGGAUCGUCUGGCCAGAAGGCAGCAAGAGCUGGAGCGUCGCUUGGAGACCAAGGACAACGAGCUUCACGACAAGGAAGAGGAGCUGUUCUUGCAGCUGGAGAAGGCCAUCAGGCUGGAGGAGGAUUGUGAAAAGAUACGGACAGAAAAGGACAGAAUGUAUGAGUGGAAGGACAGAUUGGAGCGGGAGAAAAAUGAAGCUUACCGUCAGUUGAAGAUGCAGGCAGAGGAGUCGGAGCACACGAGGCGCAGGUUGGAGCGAGCUCGCAACGAUGUUGUACGACAAGUGACGGCCAUAGUGGCCGAGAAAGACUCUCUGGAACGAGAGAAUCUAAGACUAAAGGAAGCGCUGGAAGACAUUGAAAGGAAGAGUCACAGAAGCGGCAGAAGUACACACAGUGUCCAUGGCUUGGAGAAAGAGGUAUAUGACCUGAAGCAGGUAGCCAAGCAAAGUGCCACACUCAAUAGUCAGCUGAAGAAGGGCAUGAAGCACCUAGCCACCUGCAGACGACGCAAGUGUUCUGUGUGCGCUUACACUCGUGCCACCUUCGGCGAGUACGCCAACAACGAGAGCGGGGGUAAGAAGCUGUUCUCUUGUUUUGUGGACACUCGCAAGCGGUCACGGUCAGCGCAGGGCAGACACAGCUCUACAUGGUCGGACACGGAUGGUCUAGCAGACAGACUCUCAGAGAUAUCUGUGGCUCCCCCCUCCCCCUCAGAGUACUGUCCCUCCCCCUUACCUCUCAAACACAUCUCCUACAUAGACGAGGGCUCGGACAGCAGCAGCGAGGACGAGAGAGAGGAGGACAGAGGCUAUGUCCAGACGGACGCCAGCACCACGUCGUCUGCUCCUCAUGCCUUCUCCUCGGACAGUGGGUUCAGCUCAGACACACCGGCCUCUCAGCGACCGUCACUACAUCGUGCCACCAGGUGGACGUCGUCCUUCCGCCGCCUAAUCCGUCGAGUGUCCAAACGCCAGCUGAACAAUACAACCUAGGUGAAUCUUGCCGAUCACUCUGUAUGUACGGGAUGCAAAUGGUGAAUGUAAACACUACUUGUCAUGUAACAGCUGAUCACAAAACUGUCAUUGGUUGUUACAUACGAAUAUGGUUGUGUUGUGUAAUGAAUGAUUUUUACUGCUGACCUCAUAAAGACCUUCUAAUUUGAAUUCAUAUAUUUUUCUGUAAACAAUAAUUGCAACUUUGGUUAAAAACUCUGAUCUGCCAUAUCCAAGUACAGAUUAAUAUAUCUUUCCUUAACAGUUAAAUUUUGAUGUUUUAGUGAUCGAUAUGCAUUCAAAU